Messenger RNA from Micromonas commoda, 1629 nucleotides. RefSeq lists its product with no specific name. The record is from RefSeq and is a predicted model, not a curated record. Gene Ontology annotation, biological process: monoatomic ion transport. NCBI's taxonomy places the organism in Eukaryota, Viridiplantae, Chlorophyta, Mamiellophyceae, Mamiellales, Mamiellaceae. The transcript has a single exon. The annotation marks the transcript as partial.
CGGGUCGUCGCCAACACGCUGGUCGUCAUGGGCAUCCUCUACUUCUCCACGAUGCUCGGUCUCGUGGUCGAGGCGGUGCAGGCCAAGAUGCAGGCUCUGCGCGAGGGCAAGUCCGUGGUGGUGGAGCGCGGUCACACCGUCAUGUUGGGAUGGACCGAGAAGUCGCUGCUGUUCGUGAAGGAGAUCAUCAACGCGAACGAGUCCGAGGGCGGCGGCGUCAUCGUGGUGCUGUGCAAGGAUGGCAAGGAGCAGAUGGAGAAGGAGCUGAACCUGUUCAUCAAGAAGGCUGACCUGAAGGGGACCUCCGUCGUGUUCAGGCAGGGCUCGCGUCUGAUGAUCGGAGAUUUGGAUAAGGUGUCCGUCUCCACCGCGAGGUCCGUCGUGGUCUUCUCGGACACGACGAUGGUCCCGGACCAGGCUGACGCGGAGAUCCUCCAGGUGAUCCUCAACCUGAACAACAUGUCGCUCUCCGGACACGUCGUGGCGGAGGUGAGGGACAAGGACAACGAGGCGUUGAUCCACCUCAUCGGACGCGGCAACGUCGAGACCGUCGUGUCGCACGAUAUCAUCGGGCGUCUGAUGCUCAUGGCUGUCAGGCAGCCCGGCCUGGCGGAGGUGUACGGGUCCAUCCUCGGCUUUGAGGGUGACGAAUUUUACACCGAGCACUGGCCGCAGCUGGUGGGUACCAAGUGGAAGGACGUGCAGCUCAUGCUGCCCGAGGCGGUCCCGAUCGGCAUUCGCAACUCGAAGAACGGCGAGAUCACGCUGAACCCGAGCCACGACCACGUGAUGACCGAGCGGUGCGAGCUGGUGGUCAUCGCCGAGGACAAUGACACCUACGCGCCCAAGCAGAGGCACAGGUGUGACCCGGGCGUCGUGCCGAUUCUGGAGAACGAGGAUGACGAAAAGGAGUACAUCCUGUUCGCGGGCUGGCGCCGCGACCUGCGCGAUAUUUUGCUGCUUCUGGACGCGAUGUGCGCCCCGGGCUCGGAGAUUCACAUCAUGGCCAGCGUUCCCCUCUCCGAUCGCGACGCGUUGUUGUCCGAGGGCGGCCUCGAGGUUGAUUCUCUUCGCAACAUCUCGCUCAUCCACCACGUGGGUAACACCGCCAUGCGCCGUCACCUAGAGUACAUGGGCAUCGAGAAGUUUACCAGCUGCAUCAUCUUCGCGGACGAGGAGGAGGAGGGCGACAUCAUGCAGAGCGACUCCAAGUGCCUCGCGACACUUCUCCUCAUUCGCGACAUACAGAACAAGCACAAGAAGCUGAGGGAGCAGGGGUUCAUGGCCAAGUCCACGGUGAAGCGCGCGGCGAUCGGCGGCACGCGCGAGGACGAUACCAUUCCCAUCGUCACCGAGAUUCUCGACCCGCGCACGCAGCAGACAAUCAAGGAGAACCCCGAGAUGCGAGCUGUGUCUGACUUUCUCCAGUCCAACGACAUGGUUUCAAAGAUCCUCGCGAUGGUUUGUGAGGACCGGAGCGUGAAGACCAUCUUGGACCAGAUGCUCGCGCCGCGGGGCGCGACCGUCGCGUGCAUCCCGGCAUCGCGGUACGCGCUGGAUGACGAGGAGCUCUCGUUCUUCCAGAUGGCGUGCAGGUGCCAGGAAUUCGGCGAGACCCUCCUUGGAUAC